Messenger RNA from Lasiosphaeria miniovina, 1488 nucleotides. RefSeq lists its product as uncharacterized. The record is from RefSeq and is a predicted model, not a curated record. Gene Ontology annotation, molecular function: oxidoreductase activity; FAD binding. Bases 1 to 1488 code for a protein of 495 amino acids. NCBI's taxonomy places the organism in Eukaryota, Fungi, Ascomycota, Sordariomycetes, Sordariales, Lasiosphaeriaceae. The transcript has 3 exons.
AUGCUGCCGCUGUACCCCCUUCUCGCCCUGUUGGGCUUGGCGGGCGCCUCACCUGCCGCCCACGCUUCGCCCUUCGAUAAAGCCGACGCUCUUGCCGACUGCCUGUCAAAGUCUGGCGUGCCGACAGAUGCCCUUGGGACUGACGACUGGAAGCUUGAUGUCGCUCCAUACAACCUCCGACUCAACUUCACCCCGGUGGGGAUUGCCGUGCCCACUACACCGAAACACGUUCAAGAUGCAGUUGCUUGUGCCGCCAAGCUCGGUGUCAAGGCUAAUGCGAAGUGCGGCGGGCACAGUUACGGGUCCUUUGGACUGGGAGGCGAGGAUGGGCACUUGACAAUCGAGAUGGACCGGAUGAACAAGGUCGUUCUGGACAACACAACCGGCAUCGCCACGAUCGAAGGUGGCUCACGUCUAGGCCAUGUCGCAUGGGAACUUUACAAUCAAGGGAAUAGAGCCUUUAGCCACGGGACAUGUCCAGGCGUGGGUGUUGGCGGACACGCACUUCAUGGAGGAUACGGCGUCAGCUCGCAUACCAAGGGGCUGGCCGUGGACUGGAUGGUCGGGGCGACGGUUGUUCUCGCCAAUUCAACCAUCGUGAACUGCUCGGCGACCGAAAACCCGGAUUUGUUCUGGGCACUUCGCGGUGCCGGCGGGUCGAUGGGUGUCGUGACGCAAUUCCGUUUCCAUACGUUUGUGGUCCCUCAGAAAUUGACCUUCUUCGUCGGCGCUAUGCAGUGGCCGACACAGGAGAGAGCGCUGGUCGGCAUGCAAGCAGUCCAGGACUUUGCCCAGAGUAUGCCGCCCGAGUUGAACAUGCGUCUUUUCAUUGCGCCACGGUUCAUCAACAUCGAGGGGCUGUACUACGGUGAUUCGGCGACUUUGACAGCCACCCUGGCACCACUUGUCAAGAAAAUCAAUGCCACGAUGCAACUAGUGCAGGAGGGCGGGUGGCUGGAUCAGCUCAAGCACUUUGGCAACGGUGUCACCGUUGACCAGACUCAUCCGUACAACUUUCACGAGACUUUCUACUCGUCCAGUCUAUACACCAACGCGCUCAACGAUACGCAGCUCAAGUCCUUCGUUGGCUACUGGUUCAACGUUGCGAAGAAGAACAAGCGCGAUUGGUACGUGCAAAUCGACCUCCACGGCGGGAGCACGUCUGCGGUAACGAAGCUGGAGGUGGACGCCACAUCGUAUGCCCACCGCGAUUAUCUUCUCAUGUAUCUCUUCUACGACCGGGUCGACAGGAAUGUUGCGUACCCGGCGGACGGAUUUGCAACCACGCAGAACUUCAUCCGCAACAUCACGGACGGCAUGGGAAAUAGGGCGUGGGGCCAGUACAUCAACUACCCAGACCCCAACAUGGACCAGAUCACGGCGCAAGCCAACUACUGGGGCACCCAUUUGCCGAAGCUACAGGCAGUCAAGAAGGCCGUGGAUCCCGGAGACGUGUUCAACUAUCCACAGGGCAUCUUGCCUGCAUGA